UUAUCCUCCUGUCUCCAUCCCUUAAGCUUUCCUUUUACCUUUCUUUCCUAGAGCGAUGUCCUAUUGGCGCUGCCAUCUUCCCGUGAUGUCUGAUUCUUCAUAGCCGUCUCCUGAGGAUGGCUAAUGUCAUACUCCAAUACCCUCCUGGAAUAGCUUUAAGUUGGUCCUUUAGGAUCCAGUUGUCUUAACCCCUAAAUUAGUGACUCGCUCAACCAAUAGAUCCUAAAGAGCCAUGAGUAAAGGCUGUUACACCUGCCGUCGCCGACGCAUCAUCUGCGACAAUGGCCUCCCCACGUGUCGAAAAUGUCGGGAUGCGGGGAAAGAAUGCUUGGGCUACCAGAAACCCCUCGUCUGGGUGAAGGGUGGUGUGGCUAGUCGGGGAAAGAUGAUGGGGCGCAGCUUUGAUGAUGUGGUUCAAGGCUCAUCGAACUGCAAAAAUGACGAUUCUUCCGUCACCCCCGAUCCCACGCUUUCCGCGAUGGACGCACAAGGUCAGGACAGUUCGGAUACUAGUCCGUGCGAUGUAUCCCACACGCCACCUAUUGAUAGCACUCCUGAUGUGGCGCAAUUGGAAAACAAUUCCUGCUUGGUGGGAUCAGAGACAACUAUUCCCGUCCUGGACUGUGUCCCUUCUCCGCGGGGCAUGGUUGACCCGUUAUUCAAAGACUUGAAUCCGCUAUCAAGGUUCUAUAUUUCACACUUCAAUCAUAAUGUAGUGGGCUGCCUCGCACUAUAUUCCAAUGUUCGGAAUCCGUAUCGGGAUCUGACAGUCUUGGUGGGCGAUUCUCCGGUUCUCGCCCUUGCGCUUGCCGCCACUGGGGCUUUACACUACGCGCUGUUAGCCAGCAGCGACUUCUCACCAACACCAUGGUUGUCGAACGGCGCUUCAGUCACUGGGGCCCUGCCAUCUCCCCAAGACGUUGAAAAGGCUGUGAUCAGCUCCAUGUCGCGACGCCCGGCUUCCAAGUUUUACGAACAUUUCCUGGGAUUGAAACAACGCACGCUUCGUCAACUGUCGCUGGACUUGCAAGACCCUAUCAAACAAAACGAUACCAGGACUUUGGCUGUGAUCAUGGUUCUUGCUCUUAUAGAUGCCAUUGAGUCGGGCGACGGCGCAUGGAAAUACCAUUUAGAAGGCGUAAAGAAACUGUUAGUGAAACGGCAAAACAAGAGCCCUUCCAGUCCGACUCAACGCAUAAUUGACUGGCUGGAUGCAUUUGUCGUUGAUGGUUGCCUCGUCAUGCAAGUCAUGGGCGCGACUCUCGCACGGCCAGGCUCCCUUUCCAAGCCCUUUUACUCCUCAGACAUGGGCCCAGAAGCCCUGAAACGCCUCGAACAAACCUCCUGGACAGGAUGUCCAGCCUACCUCCUCGAAGUCAUCUUCUUCGUCCACGAAGGCUGGUGCCCAGAUUCCGACCCAGACACCAAACCACCAGCCAUGAAUUACUCCUCCACCUUCUUACCAAAAGGUUCAAACCCCUUCGAAUCGCCCGCAGCCCUCCUCCAGCACAUCCAAGCCUUCGAUCCAGUUGCCUGGGCCGAAGAUAUGCAAGGCUUCCUUUACCUCCCCGAUCUAUCUGUGCGGACCGCUCUAGCCACUAUCUGGCGAGCCGCCGUCUACCUCUACACAGGUCGAGUCCUCUCCCGCCCUCGGUACCACGGCCGUGCAACAUCCGACUCCUACGGCCUCCCACCAGAUCACAAAGCCGUCACCAACUUGCUCAUCCAAAAGAUCCCCCUAAUCCCGGUUGCAGACGCACACUUCAAAUGCCUCAUCUGGCCCACUUUUAUAGCCGGUGCAGAAUGCACUGAUCCCUCCCACCGACCAUUCCUCCUCCAAACGCUAAGUGCUAUCUACUACGACGUCACAUCCGUGAAUGUCCGCAACGCAGCCUGGGUCCUCAGUCUAAUGUGGCAGAAACGAGACUCGCGACGAGCUCAGCAGCAGGAGCAGGCCAAUACCGAUGAUCCGUCGGAUUCUUCACCUUACGAUGAUGACGAUUUCGAUUGGAUUCAAGAAUUGGAUGAUUCUCGGAUCGAUUGGUUGUUUAUAUGAGAUGCAAAAUUUGCACGUAUAUAUUAAUGCCUAUAUUAUCAUGAGUAUGAUGUUAUGUAUGUACAUAGUCACUAGGAUAUAAAUUUCUUUGCACUGGAUAUAGUAAUUUUUUUCCUUGCCCUAUAGGUACUUCUGUUGUUCAAGAGAAAAUUCUGAAUGGUAGGUAGUCAAACUAAUCUUGCAUUGGAAGACAUGGUAGAAAG
Messenger RNA from Aspergillus alliaceus, 2259 nucleotides. Its product is annotated as Zn(II)2Cys6 transcription factor. Lineage: Eukaryota; Fungi; Ascomycota; Eurotiomycetes; Eurotiales; Aspergillaceae. Gene Ontology annotation, biological process: regulation of DNA-templated transcription. The transcript is spliced from 3 exons. The record is from RefSeq and is a predicted model, not a curated record. Bases 233 to 2056 code for a protein of 607 amino acids. Gene Ontology annotation, molecular function: DNA-binding transcription factor activity, RNA polymerase II-specific; zinc ion binding.